Molecule: messenger RNA, 1100 nt
Organism: Coregonus sp. 'balchen'
Lineage: Eukaryota; Metazoa; Chordata; Actinopteri; Salmoniformes; Salmonidae
Source: the annotation of a GenBank genome assembly
AUGGAGGGGCAGAGUGUCACCCUGUACUGUCAAGCCACCUCCCACCCUCCCUCUGUCGUCUGGAGCUGGAGCAGGUUGGAUGAGCAGGGUGGGUGGCAGGAAGUGGGCAUCAGGUGAGAGCUGACCCUGAGACUGGCAAGGGAGAGUGGGCAGUACAUUUAGCUUCCUCUCAGCUCAAGAUGGAGAACAGCUCAGUUUGAGGAAAUGAUGAACGAUAAUGAGAUUUGUUCCAUUAGUAGAGAAUUACAGCUGAUGAGGAUGAUGUGUGGUAAUGGUGGUGUGAGAGUGACAAUGUACCAAAAUAAAAUAUAAUGUACUGGGAUGGUGCCUCUCACAUUAUCAUGUCAUUAUUCUGGUUUUAUAACAUUGGAUUGCAUUUAUCAAUAGUUUUAUAUGUUGCCGAACCCUGCUAUUCAAUGAAUGUAUCAAUAUUUGAUGCACAGUAGUACUUUAUAGCAUAGGUUUAUAAAGUAUUUGAUUUUAGUGUAAGCCUGUGGCACAUCAAUGUCAAUACAGUUCAAUUGAGUGUUCCUCUUCUUCCCUUAGGCAGUGUGUACGCAGGAGUGACAGGGUUGGUACUGGUUCUCCUUGCCGGGGUCUUACUGCUCUUGGUGCUGCUGUGGCUCUGGAGGCAGCGGGCCAAAGAGAGGGCCGGUCAAGAGACCCUGGCCACCAAAGGUGAGUGACACUGUCAAGUGUACUGCACUGUAUCAACAGUUCUGCCAAGUCUUGAGCUAUACUAGUAAUAAUUGUAAUAUGUAGGCUACUGUAGUUACAGGAAGUAAUGGGUUGUUAUUUAGACAACCCAAGUAAAGGCACUUCCAGGAUUUACUGGACCUGAAAAACCACCAAAGUAAGAGUAUGAUGAAGAAUCAUAUCUGUGUGUUUUACUUGUGUCUUCCUGUGUAUGAGAUUAUAAUUAGCUGAUCACUAUGUUGAUCAUGUGUCUGUUGUCAUCCACUAGGGGGAGGAGUCAGCCCCAGGCCCAGGCUGGGGAUGAGGGAGAAGUCUACAUGAACUGUGAUGAAACCAACCAAGCCUACACCGACCUGUACCCCGCCUACAUGACAGGGGAUGAUACCUACGCCACCUUGGGAUGA